AGAAAAUGCUCUAUAAUGUAUUCCCAAGAAUAAUGGAUUUCAUUCCUGGACCUCAUAAAACACUCUUUACUAACUGGGAAAAUCUGAAAUUAUUUGUUGCUGAAAUGAUUGAAAACCACAAGAAAGAUUGGAAUCCCAAUGAAACAAGAGACUUUAUCGAUGCUUAUCUCAAGGAACUGGAAAAGCAUAAAGGAGACACUACCUCCAGCUUUAAUGAAGAAAACUUCAUCUGCACCACCCUGGAUCUCUUCUUGGCAGGAACUGAGACAACUUCAACAACACUGCGCUGGGCUCUGCUUUACAUGGCCCUCUACCCAGACAUCCAAGAAAAAGUGCAUGCUGAGAUUGACAAAGUCAUUGGACAGAUGCAACAGCCAACCAUGGCCCUCCGAGAAUCCAUGCCCUACACUCUUGCAGUGGUCCAUGAGGUGCAAAGAAUGGGCAACAUCAUUCCAUUGAAUGUGCCCAGAGAAUUGGCAGCCGACACUACCCUGGGUGGAUAUUACCUGCCCAAGGGGACCCUGCUCAUGACCAAUCUGACUGCAUUGCACAAUGAUCCUGCAGAGUGGGCCACACCUGGUACGUUUAAUCCAGAACAUUUUCUGGAGAAUGGACAGUUUAAGAAGAGAGAAGACUUCCUGCCUUUCUCCAUAGGAAAGCGUGCUUGCCUUGGAGAGCAGUUGGCUAGGACUGAACUGUUCAUUUUCUUCACUGCACUUAUGCAGAAAUUCACCUUCAGACCCCCAGACAAUGAGAAGUUGACCCAGGAGUUCAGAAUUGGAAUUACCAUUUCCCCUGUCAAAUAUAGAAUUUGUGCUAUUCCUAAGAUAUAG
Suncus etruscus (white-toothed pygmy shrew) is the source of this 833-nucleotide messenger RNA. RefSeq names its product cytochrome P450 2J2-like. The coding region runs from base 6 to 833 and encodes 275 amino acids. The transcript has 6 exons. NCBI's taxonomy places the organism in Eukaryota, Metazoa, Chordata, Mammalia, Eulipotyphla, Soricidae. Gene Ontology annotation, cellular component: cytoplasm; intracellular membrane-bounded organelle. The record is from RefSeq and is a predicted model, not a curated record. Gene Ontology annotation, biological process: xenobiotic metabolic process. Gene Ontology annotation, molecular function: oxidoreductase activity, acting on paired donors, with incorporation or reduction of molecular oxygen, reduced flavin or flavoprotein as one donor, and incorporation of one atom of oxygen; heme binding; iron ion binding.